AUGCAAAUGAGCAACCCCUACCCCCUUCGAAGUCCACUAGAUCCGAACACCGCAUCCUCACUUAAAGACUACGACUAUGUUGCACCACUUAAAACCGACGGAUCGAACUACCCUUGCAAAGGCUAUCAAUACGACAGCCCGCUCCGGACGACAGCUACCUACCAAGCCGGAGGCACAUACCAGAUGUCGCUCUCGGGCAGCGCCUUCCAUCUCGGCGGCUCUUGCCAGCUCGCGCUCUCCUACGAUAACGGCGCGACCUUCAAAGUCAUCAAGUCAAUGAUCGGCGGCUGCCCGAAGCAGCAAUCCUACAACUUCACCGUACCCUACUCCGCACCCGACGGAACAGCCCUCUUCGCCUGGACUUGGUUCAACUACGAGGGGAACCGCGAGUUCUACAUGAACUGCGCUGCCGUCCAGAUCGUGAACAGCAAUGCACAGCUUGCUAGCUCGCUGGAAGGGAUCAACACACUGCCGAAUCUUUGGAGAGCCAAUAUUGCCGGCACAGGCUGCGUAGCAGCAGCGCGGCAGAAUGCCGUGUUCCCGAAUCCCGGACCUGAUGUGCUCUACGGCGACGGCAUGAGCAGCGCCUCACCACCCACGCCCGGAGACUGCGACGGCAGCGGAUCGUCUUCGAACACAGACAGCUCGUAUCUGCUGGUUCUGGCGGAACAGUCAGCGAGCCCUACCGCCGACGACCACCACUACGCAGAUCCGACGUCCUACGAGAACGCUCCUAUCAGUACAACUGCUCCACAAUACGACGACGGCCAAUACCGCUGGAAAGCACCCACACCGUCGCCGCAAGCCCAGUUCGCGGAAACGAUGCAAGGAGCCGGUAUGGUCACGGAGACAACGACGAGCUGUCCCCCCACAACAACCACAACCACAACUCCAACGCCGACGCCGACGACGCUGUCCACCGCGGUCCGAGGAGCCGAGUCCUCCUCUGCAGCGCCACCGCCGUCUCCACCAGCCUCAAAUCCUCCCCCAGCAUCGCCGCCUCAGCCAUCAAGCCCCCCUCCCCCCUCGCAAGAAACACCCCCCUACGCAACCGGCGACCCCUCGCUCUACCUCCCCUGCGCCCCAGGAACCUUCCUCUGCACCUCGGCGUCCACGUUCCUGACCUGCGACCAGACGGUCCCCGGGACGGCGCCGCAGCAGCCCUGGGAGUACCUGUACCCGCGCGACGUGGCUGAGGGCAUGGCGUGUGCGCCCAGAUUGGUGAGGUGUGAGGUCGGGUGGGAAGGGUGUGGUACCGGGGAGCGGGUGCCGGUUGGGUGGAGGAGGGAUGAUGUGUAUGUGAGGAGUGGGGCGUGA
Molecule: messenger RNA, 1317 nt
Organism: Coniosporium apollinis CBS 100218
Lineage: Eukaryota; Fungi; Ascomycota; Dothideomycetes
Exons: 1
Coding region: 1-1317 (438 amino acids)
Source: RefSeq, a predicted model, not a curated record